This is a messenger RNA of Trifolium pratense (red clover), 3043 nucleotides long. Its product is annotated as putative disease resistance protein RGA3. Bases 238 to 2784 code for a protein of 848 amino acids. Gene Ontology annotation, biological process: defense response to other organism. NCBI's taxonomy places the organism in Eukaryota, Viridiplantae, Streptophyta, Magnoliopsida, Fabales, Fabaceae. The transcript has a single exon. The record is from RefSeq and is a predicted model, not a curated record. Gene Ontology annotation, molecular function: ADP binding.
AUUCCUCUUUCUGGUUCACAAGUAUUCCACAUUCUCAGUAGUGAUUUGCAAUCAAAGUUUAGAACCUUAUUGCUUUCUCUUAUUCUUCUUUCCAGUUCUCAAGUAUUCUCCAUAGUCAUUUGCAAUCGAAGUUUAUAAAACCUUAUUCUCAAUAUUGAUUAGCAAUUGAAUUUUAGAACCUUAUUGCUUUUUCUUUCGCUUCUUCCUCUUUCCAAUCCCAUACGAAAACCAUUUUCCAUGGCCGAAUCAUUACUGUUCAGUCUCGCUGAGUCAUUCAUCGGUAAGGUUGCUUCUCGUGCUGUUGAAGAAGCAUCUCUUGCCUUUGGCGUCUACGACCAUCUGCUAGAUAUAAAAAACAAGGCGUCACUCAUCAAAGCUGUGCUCCUGGAUGCCGAACAAAAGCAGCGGAAGAAUCAUUUGCUCCGUGAAUGGCUGCAACAGAUCAAGUGCGUCUUCAAUGAUGCUGAAGAUGUAAUCGAUGAUUUUGAGUGCGAGGCACUAAGAAAGCAUGUUGUCAACACUUCAGGUAGCAUUGGAAGAAAGGUACGUCGUUACUGCUCAAGUUCUAAUCCUCUUGUUUAUCGCCUUAAAAUGGCUCAUAAAAUAAAAGAUAUUAAAGAGAGAUUCAUUGAGGUUGCUGCUGAUAGACUUAAUUUUGGCCUUCAAAUCAAUGAAAGUGAUAAUCGCGUUGUGCAAAGGCGGGAAAUGACUCAUUUCCAUGUAAAUGAGUCUAAUGUGAUAGGAAGGGAACAUGACAAACAACAAAUUAUUGACCUCUUAUUGCAAGAUGAUGGUGAUAAAAGUCUCUCUGUUAUUCCUAUUGUUGGAAUUGGAGGCUUGGGAAAGACUACCCUUGCAAAAUGUGUAUUUAAUGAUAAGAGUGUAGUUGACUCUUUUCCAUUGAAGAUGUGGGUAUGUGUCUCUGAUGAUUUUGAACUUAAGCAUUUGCUCAUUAAAAUCCUCAACUCUGCUAGUGCUUCUAAUUCCAACCAAGAAAACUUUGAUGUGGAUCAACUACAAAGUCAUCUAAGAAACAAACUUUUUGGUCAAAAGUUCUUGCUUGUCUUGGAUGAUGUAUGGAAUAAGGAUCGUGCCAAAUGGGAAGAAUUGAAAGAUAUAAUUCAAGGAGUCGCAGGUACUGAAGGAAGUAAAGUCUUAGUGACUACACGCAGCCACAAUGUAGCUGAUGUGAUGCGUACCACCUCUCCUCACAUUUUGAAAGACCUGUCCGAAAAAGAUUCCUUAUCUGUAUUUGUCAAAUGGGCUUUUAAAGAUGGAGAAGCGGAAAAAUAUACAGAAUUAGUGGAGAUUGGAAAAGAAAUUGUGCAAAAAUGUGGAGGGCUUCCUUUGGCCUUAAGAACAUUGGGGAGUUCAUUGUUCAAAAAAGUUGAUAUAAAAGAUUGGGAGUUUGUUAGGGACAAUGAGAUUUGGAAUUUACCACAAAAAGAGGAUGACAUUUUGCCUGCUAUCAAAUUAAGUUAUGAUCAAUUGCCUUCUUAUUUAAAAUCAUGUUUUGCUUGUUUCUCCCUCUUUGAAAAGGACUUUGUUUUUUCUAAUUUUCAUGUUACUGAGUUAUGGGCGGCACUUGGUUUUCUUCCAUCACCAAAAAAGGGUCAAACAAUAGAUGACAUUGUCAAUCAACUUUUGCAUGAUCUAAUGUCAAUAUCUUUUCUUCAAGAUUUUGUUGACUUUGGUAAUAAUGCUUGCAUCUUUAAAUUGCAUGAUUUGGUGCAUGAUCUUGCAUUAUAUGUCGCAAAAGAUGAAUUUCAAUUGGUGAAAUUGCAUAACAAAAAAAUAUUUGAGAAUGUUCUCCAUUUGUCAUUUAUUGAAAAUGAUCUUCUUGGCCAAACAUCAGUUCCAACUCGAUUGAGAACAAUACUUUUUCCUAUAGGAGCCAACAACAAAGCUUUCUUGUAUACUUUGGUGUCAAGGUGUAAAUUCUUGCGGAUUUUGCAAAUAACUAAUUCUACAUAUGUGAGUUUACCCCAGUCAAUUGGUAAAUUAAAACAUUUGAGAUGUCUCAAUCUUGAGUUUAAUAAAGAAUUGAAGAGUCUUCCGAAUUCAGUGUGCAAACUUCAGAAUCUCCACAUUUUGAAACUCAAUGGAUGCACAAAUCUUCAAACAUUACCUAAUGGAAUAGGAAACUUGAUCAGCCUUCGACAAUUACAUAUAACCACAAUGCAAUCUAAUUUUCCAGACAAAGAGAUUGCAAAAUUGACUUCUCUAGAAUUUAUAUCUGUCAGUUCUUGUGAUUAUUUGGAGUCAUUGUUUGAAGGUAUACAACUUCCGAAUCUUAAAAUGUUGAUGGUUAUUUCUUGUGGGAAUCUAAAAUCUUUGCCAUUUCAUGCUAUUCCAAACUUAGAGAGUUUGGGGAUUGAUAGUUGCAAUAAGAUAAAAUUUUCAUUGAACCAUGAAUAUGACAUCUCCAAUUUAAAGCUGAAGCUCCUAGGUCUAGGAUCUUUACCUCAAUUAGUGAGUUUUCCCCAAUGGUUGCAAGGAUGUGUGACCACAUUACAAUCAUUGGAACUUUGUAAUUGUUGCAAUCUUGAAGAGCUUCCUGAGUGGCUGUCAACUCUAAUAUGUCUAAAAGCAAUUGAAAUUCUUGAGUGUCCGAAAUUGGUUUCCCUCCCCGAUAACCUGCAUCAACUCAAAAACCUUGAAUAUUUGUAUAUUGAAGGUUGUGAUGAAUUAUGCAGAAGAUAUCAUCCAAAAGUAGGAAAGGAUUGGCACAAGAUUUCACAUAUCAAACAAGUCAUCAUUAAAUCACCAGAACUAGAAGAUUAAGAAGGAUUCAUAGAUAUCACAGUCAAAGUUAGAUGGUAUAUUUCUCUUAUUUGUUUUUGUAAUAAAGUGUUGUGUAUAAAGCACCUUUUUUCUAUUGGAGGAAUGUAUAUUUUCUUUGUUUUAUUGUUUUGUAUAAUUAAUUUGAUUUGUUAAACAUGGUUAUGAGAAACUGGUGGAUCAUUGUAAAUAAAAUGAUGAUAUAUAUAAUUUGUGAUUAUAAUAUUGAAAUAUUUGGUUGUCUAUGACAACAAUAUUGUCU